Penicillium argentinense is the source of this 1431-nucleotide messenger RNA. RefSeq names its product aldehyde dehydrogenase. The transcript is spliced from 4 exons. Gene Ontology annotation, molecular function: succinate-semialdehyde dehydrogenase (NAD+) activity. The record is from RefSeq and is a predicted model, not a curated record. Lineage: Eukaryota; Fungi; Ascomycota; Eurotiomycetes; Eurotiales; Aspergillaceae. Bases 1 to 1431 code for a protein of 476 amino acids.
AUGGCGCAAAACAACGUAACCCCGCUCAUCAUCAACGGUGAAUCCAUCGUCACCGACAUCAAGUUCGAGGUCCACGCACCCGCCACCGGCGAGCUCUCCAACUACUGCGCCGGCGCCUCAGUCGACGAUGCCGUCCGCGCUGUCGACACCGCCAAGGCUGCAUUCCCGGCCUGGGCCAAGAUGAAGGCCUACGACCGUCGGGAUAUCCUCCUCAAGGCCGCUGACAUCAUGGCCUCGCGCAAGGAGGAGCUGAUCGCGUACCAGCGCGAGGAAACGGGUGCUGGCCGCCCUUUCUCCGAGCACACCUUUAAUCUGGGUGUGAGCUUUAUCAAGGACUUUGCAGCGCGCAUUCCGACUAUCGAGGGCGUUGUCCCGAAUGUUACGAAGGAUAACGAGGGCGCGAUGGUCUUCAAGGAGCCGUAUGGUGUUAUUCUCAGCAUUGCGCCUUGGAACGCCCCCUUUAUCCUGGGUACCCGGGCCGUGGCCCUCCCGCUCGCCGCCGGCAACACAGUCGUACUGAAGGGCUCCGAGCUCUCGCCCAAGUGCUUCUGGGCUCUGGGUGAUAUCUUCCGCCAGGCUGGUUUGCCUGCUGGCGUUCUGAACGUCGUCUUCCACCAGGCUUCUGAUGCCCCCGCCAUCACUAAUGCCCUCAUUGCCCACCCGGCUGUGCGCAAGGUCAACUUCACCGGUAGCACCAACGUCGGUUCCAUUAUUGCUUCCACCGCUGGCAAGCACGUCAAGCCUGUCCUGCUUGAGCUGGGUGGUAAAGCUUCGGCAAUCGUUCUAGAUGAUGCGGAUCUUGACAAGGCGGCUAUGAAUUGCGCUAUUGGUUCUUUCAUGCACUCCGGCCAAAUCUGCAUGUCAACCGAGCGCAUCGUCGUGCAACGGGGCAUCGCUGACCAAUUCCGCGAAAAAUUGGCCGCAACAGCCGAGAAGCUCUUCGGCAAAGACGCACCGGCACCAGUGCUAGUCAACUCCGCCGCCGUGACAAAGAACAAGAAGCUUGUUUCGGACGCCGUCUCGCACGGCGCGAAACUUUUGUUCGGCGACGCGGGCGCCAGCGAGUCCGUCGAUACUAGCAUGCGUCCCAUUAUCGUCGACGGCGUCACAAAGGACAUGGACAUGUACGCGACCGAGUCGUUUGGUCCGACUGUUUCGCUUUUCAUUGUUGAUUCGGAGGAUGAUGCGAUUGCUCUCGCGAAUGAUACCGAGUAUGGGUUGACUAGUGCUGUGUUUACUAACAACCUCUUCCGUGGAUUGCGGGUUGCGAAGCAGAUUGAGUCUGGUGCCGUCCACAUCAAUGCCCUGACUGUACACGAUGAGCCUGUCCUGCCUCACGGCGGAUGGAAGAGCAGUGGAUUCGGUCGCUUCGGUGGAAUCCAUGGCUACGAUGAGUUCCUGCAGACUAAGACUGUUACCUGGUUGGAGUAA